AUGUGUACUAUGAGAUACCUUUCCCUAAGAAGAUGCACUUUAGUGAAAAACGUUCUGAGUUAUAUCCUUACAGUUUCCUCUUCAGAUUUCCAGGUAACCUGCAUAUUUUCACAAGACUGUGUUCUUCCCUGCCACUUUGAACCAGUUGGAGAUGAGAUUAUAUACUGGUACAGACAGAACGUUCUGAUUUACACUUAUAGACAGGGGAGUGGUCUGCUGGAUCAAUCGACCCAUCUUUACACUGGGAGAAUAUCACUGUUCAAUGGUACCAUUAACUUUGGUAACGCUUCCCUACAUAUUCAGAAGUGUGGCCAACAAGAUAAAGGAAAGUACAAGUGCCUUGUCGCUAGUGGUCAAAAGAAGAAUGAGCACUUCAUCAUAGUUAAAGUAGAAGCCCCUAUCAAGUCAGUGAACAUGGAGACAACACGCCUCAGUGGCUAUGAAGAAGUCAAAUGCUCUGCAAGAAACGUCUAUCCCGCCCCCCGUAUAACUCUGUAUACCGAGCCGCCCGUUCUGCCAGACGGCCUCCCGCCUAACACCCGCAAAAAGGCUGACAGGGACGGCCUAUACGCAGUAGAAAGUAAGAUCAGAAAGUUGGAAGACAAGGCCGAUCUAACAUACAUCUGUCUGGUCCAAUCAUUUUACAUGUCUCAGCUAUGGAGGACAUCGCUGCAGGAGAAAGAAAUCUACAGUGUGGAGGGUCAGGACUUUAUCAUCCCUUGCGUGGCCCUGUGGGAGCUGGAGAACUUUACAGUGACCUGGUCCUUUACCAAAGAAUACAACACAUCAAUCAUCUACACCUAUGACAGCAUCACACACCUGAGCUCUAAUGUUUGGAAGGAAAAAGUGCGGCUUGUGUCUCCUAGGGGCCAAAUUGGGGAUGGGUCCCUGGAGAUACGCAAUCCACUGAGACUGGAGCACGCUGGCAUCUACACAUGCGUCCUGUCUGCCCUCCAGACCAAACAUGAGGUCCGUACUACAGUCAACAUUGUUGCAAGAACUGCUAAAACACAGCCCAAGAGCUCCCCCCAGUGGAUUCCUCCUGCUUUAAUCUCAUGCCUGGUACUCGCUGUUAUUAUAGCAGUCAUUGUGAUUGUAAAACGUAAAGUUUGCAAACCACGAUCAACACAAACUUAUGGAGAAGUUACAGACAUUCACCCAAUGAGAGAUUCACAGAUCUCUCUGCGCUGUAAUGUCACUAAUGCCAACAGUGGAGAGCCAUCAGAGAGCACCUGCUUAUCAGAAGGGACGGCCAACAGGAAUACAUGAGAAAACGUGAUGUGAUGGAGAAUAAGCUGUGGAAAUCAUUUGGUUGAAAGCAAAAGAAACAUGACUUUUCUUCCAGUCUAAACCAUCACAAGGGCCUGCCGGAUAACAAGAUAGCGUGUAUACGCUGAUGACUUUAUCUGAUUUCCUUUGAAUGCUGAUCUUUUGUGGCAUUUUUUUUUUUAAUGUAUAAUUUGGUCAUUCUACAGAAACGUCCAUUUUUGGUAUGUCAAGAUGUCUUAAAAUGUAUUUAUUUUUCUAACAUUUAAACUUAAACCACAUUUAUAUGAGUACACAUAAAUGACAGCUUAAUGAUUUUUUUAUUUUUGUGUGCAUGUAAUUAAAGACUGCAUACACCAUUUUUUGUCACUGGUGUUACCUUACUUCUUUAGCAAUAUUGAAGGUGUUUAUGAAAUAUAAUUUAUGAUUUUUUUUCAGCUUUAAAGCUUAAUUCUUAAGCGUAGCAGAAUUCAAUGCAUUUAAAAUUAUCAUCAUGUCACAUGUGAAAGAUUUUAUUUAAUGUAAAAGAAAAAACAACACAGUAACACCAGUGACACAACAAAUCACCACUGGUGUUACUGCUCUUUACUGGUGUUACCCAUAAGGAAAUUAACACCAGUGACAGUCAG
This is a messenger RNA of Misgurnus anguillicaudatus (oriental weatherfish), 1895 nucleotides long. It is a transcript of the gene hhla2b.1, whose product is annotated as HERV-H LTR-associating 2b, tandem duplicate 1. NCBI's taxonomy places the organism in Eukaryota, Metazoa, Chordata, Actinopteri, Cypriniformes, Cobitidae. The record is from RefSeq and is a predicted model, not a curated record. Gene Ontology annotation, cellular component: external side of plasma membrane. Gene Ontology annotation, biological process: T cell costimulation; negative regulation of T cell proliferation; cell surface receptor signaling pathway.